CGCACGCACGCACCAACGACGGCCGCCGCCGAACGAGGUUGAGAAAGCCACGGCGCGCGUGAGCUGUGGCCGUGAGCCAGACGAUCCAUGCACGUACCUACCUGCGCCACUAGCGACGAUCGGUGAGUGUGAGUGACCAGCGGAGCAGCCGCUUUCUUGUCACGGAGCACUGAGCUCCGGCACCGGUGGUGGAUCUCAUCUUCUCUCCCAACGGCGCGGUCCAGAUUUAGCCCAGGCAGCGGGGUCCUCGCACCUGUCCUUGGUUCCAUCCGGUCCCCGGCAAAAUGACAGCCUCUGCUGACGGGCGAGCGUACGACGGUAGGCGCCACGCGGGCGGCCACUGCCGCCCACGGCCGGAUCAGAUGUCAGUGAACCAACCGCACCAGCCGCAGCAAAAGCCGGGGAGGGUAGCUCGCGUGUUGGUGAGUGCGUUAAUCGCCCCUCGCCUUCGCCACCGGAGUCCGUUAAAGCCCACCGCCCCGCCCUCGCCCCGCGCCCGCAUAUCCAUCCAUCUUGCAGCCAGCCAAGAAAGCAGGCCACUCCUGACGAGCGCUCUUGGAUUUUGCGGCGCCGGGCGAGGGGAAGGAGGGGUGGGCAUGGAGGGGUCGUCGUCUUCGGCGGCGGCGUCGAUGGGGGCGGUGGGGAGGGCGGCGAGGGCGGGGGCGAAGGUGUGCGGCAAGGAGGAGAAGGUGGUGGGCGUGCAGAAGGCGCCGGGGAGCUGCCCGUACUGCGGCGGCGGGGUGGUGGCCACGGACGUGGAGGCCAAGUGGGUGCUCUGCUUCCUGCCGCUCUGCCUCAAGAACAAGCGCAGGUUCGCCUGCACCGCCUGCGCCAGGCGCCUCGUCACCUACCCCGCCAUUGUCCAAGACUAGCUAGCUUACCUUCCUCUCUCUGUCUCUCUUUCGAUUUGAUUUCCUUGGUUUGGUUAUCCGGAGAAUGAUUAGAGUACCCAAGAUUUUCAUCAUUACAAAAAUAGCAGAUCGGACAACUCAAGAUCGACCGAUCGAUUUGAUUAGCGGAUUCUCUAGCUAAUUGUUUCCUUGAUUGAUUUGGAGGCAUGCA
Hordeum vulgare subsp. vulgare (domesticated barley) is the source of this 1062-nucleotide messenger RNA. RefSeq lists its product as uncharacterized. The transcript has a single exon. Lineage: Eukaryota; Viridiplantae; Streptophyta; Magnoliopsida; Poales; Poaceae. The record is from RefSeq and is a predicted model, not a curated record. Bases 285 to 872 code for a protein of 195 amino acids.